UUCAUCUUCCAUACUCAUCAACAAAUCUUCAGGUGCAAUCAGAAUCACAGAACCUUCCAGUCAGACUCCGGAAAAUCUCAGAUUACAUUGAAAUGAUAGCCUUCUCGUUGUCUUUGCCAACCUUACUCGUGGCUGCUGUUGCCCAGGCCGAGCUAUCAUUUGAAACCAAGCCGAGAAAAACUCUGGAAAAAUCCAUCAACUGGGGACAGUGUAGCCCGGAACUAGAAGAGAGUAACGGUGCAAAUGUCACAAUUCAGUGCGCUUGCCUAGCUGUACCACUAGACUACACCAACCACAGCAAUAAAGCCACCAUUGACCUAGAGCUCCUCCGCGUUCCCGCACUCAGGGGUCCAAACAAGGGCAGUAUUCUCCUCAACUUCGGUGGCCCCGGAGGAGAUGGCAGACACAGUCUUGCCAACACAUCGACGCAGUAUUCCGUCGCUUCGAACUACGUACACGACUUGAUAGCUUUCGAUCCAAGAGGGACUGUGAACACCCUUCGAACCUCUUGUAUGAACAAUGAAGAAAACAGCGUUUUCACCGCAAAAUAUCCAAUGUUUUCGAAUGUAUCAGACGUUCAACUAUCCCACCAUUGGGUUGGUUCCGAAAUACUUGCAAACGCAUGCUACAAGAACAUGAGCAAUUUUGGCCAUCUCAUAGGCACGGGAACAACCGCUCGAGAUCUCAUGAGUGUCGUUGACGCACUCGGUGAAGACGGACUACUGCGAUUUUGGGGAAUUUCAUACGGUACAGUCUUGGGUGCUACCGUUGCUGCUAUGUUCCCUGAUAGAAUGGACAAACUUGUACUCGACGCAGUUGUCAACGCGCAUGAGUACUACAAUGGAUACGAAUUUGAGUAUCUUACGAAAGCCGACGCAGCAUUGUCGGGCUUUUUCGAAGGAUGCAUUGGUAACGCUUCCAAUUGCGCACUGGCCAAUGGCAAUGCUACUGCCGCCCAACUCGAGAAUCAGUUCUACGAAUACCUUUGGAAUAUCAAAGUAAAUCCUUGGCUUUUCAAUGGAAACGCAUCAAUCGACUAUGUUACAUUGAAAGACUACAUGCUGGAAGCUAUCUACGCCCCCGAAAGUUGGCCUGCUACGGCGAUAGCUCUUGAUGGACUAUACAAAGGAAACGCGACGGCCUUAAUAAAAGCGUCGAUAGGAACGAGCAUGUCCGAAGAGGGCACGCCUAACGCUAUGUUCGCUAUCAGAUGUUCUGAUAAACGUGUUGAGGAGAAGAGUCGCAAUCAUCUCUUCCAGAUCUCCCGCGAAAAGUACACUCUUUCGAACAUCGCAGGCGACACGGAUGGGUUUCAAGAAAUGGCCUGUGCCCAUUGGCGUAUGCCGUCUAAGGAACUCUACGAGGGUGAUCUAUUCCAUGUCACUACUAAGAAUCCCGUAUUGUUCAUUGGAAAUACCUACGACCCUGUGACACCUGUGGAAUCUGCAAGGAAUAUGAGUGCUGCCUUUUAUGGUAGUGUUACGCUCGAACAUUUCGGAUAUGGUCACUCCAGUUUCGCCCAGCAGUCGGCUUGUACUUUCCGCGCUAUACGUGCAUACUUCAACGAAGGCCAGCUACCGCCAGUUAACUCGACAUGUAUUCCUGAUGUAACCCUUUUCUCGGGGCUAGGAAUUGACCACGUAAUUGCCAUAGUGGAUAAAUCGGAGUGA
Messenger RNA from Periconia digitata, 1670 nucleotides. The record is from the annotation of a GenBank genome assembly. Lineage: Eukaryota; Fungi; Ascomycota; Dothideomycetes; Pleosporales; Periconiaceae.